Messenger RNA from Eufriesea mexicana, 1389 nucleotides. RefSeq lists its product as uncharacterized. Lineage: Eukaryota; Metazoa; Arthropoda; Insecta; Hymenoptera; Apidae. The record is from RefSeq and is a predicted model, not a curated record. The coding region runs from base 22 to 1284 and encodes 420 amino acids. The transcript has a single exon.
GUUAGAGCAGUAAAUACUGCAAUGGGCAGUAAAGACACUACAUUAAGUACAGUUACUACAACAUCAACUGUUACAGUUUCUGCAAAUAGAAUGAAUUCAUCCAUCAAAAAGAAUAGUGGAAAUAAUGAGAAUUUAAAAUCUAACGAACAAUUAACAAAGAAUACAUCAAUUGUAACUACAAAUCAAUCUAGUUCUACUUUCAGUAGUGUACGAGGAGUUACUGCAGCUUGUGUUAGUGGUAAUGUUCCUCACGAGAGUACCUCUAAGCCCAAAGAUUAUUCUACUAAAAAGUUUUCUAGUGAAAUCGAUUCGAAAGUGAAGAACUAUCAAAUACAACCUAACUACAAAGAAUCGUCCAUAAAUAAUCAGGAUUACAAGGCGAGAAAUAGCACAACUAUUAAUAACUUAUCAUCGAGAUUUGUAAAUCAAUCAUCUGUUCAAGUGAUGCACAGGGAGAACCAUGGAACAUCUUCUAGUACGCAUCAGUCUCGACCAGCGUCACGGAAUGAUAAUACCGCGUUUGCUGUAGGUAGGAAAGCAUUAGAGCAACAAAAUCCGGCGUCGAAGAUGACACCAAUAAAUUUUCCACCAUUGCGUGCUCCACAAAGUAUCGUAAAUGUGCGUCAUCCGUUUGUCACAGAAGCGAGAACUAAACAUAAUGAAAUUGGUGGUCCAAACUCCAAAUCGAAAUUGAAUGUAGGAAGUUCUUUGCAAAGUGGUGUGAAAGAUCUCGAUCAUAGUAGACAAACCUUUCAUAGCUAUGGCACUUCACAGAUCGCUGGUAUUCCUAGUGUUCAAAAUUUAAGCAACGUUACAGCGAAUAUGUCGCCUUAUCCUAGGCCGGAAAGUUUCCCUCAACCAACCGUUGCAAGUGUGCUAUUUCCCGAUACUUCUCAGUUUCCUCAGUCACCCCCAUUUAGUACAACGCAAAUUGGACAGCUGAAUCAGUAUCAGACUUAUGAUCCUGGCAGUUUUGCAACUACACCAGUGAAUGUAAACCCAGUAAUCCCACAAUUCUCUGCAGAAAGUUCCAUUCCGUAUCCGCAGUAUGAUAAUCCUCCUCAAUUCGUGCAACCUAAUCAUUAUCCGACGGCGGAUAUAGCAAAUAGUCAAUAUCAAUAUCAAGCCGCGGGUGUGGGGCAAUUGCAGGACUCACCGAUGUUUAUACAAAGCCUGCAGAGUCCAAUCGCCGUAACAGAUCAAUAUGCUGCUCCAAAUUAUGCCAGGACAGUAAGAGCAGAACUGAUUCCACGAUUGAGGAGGCCACCAAGAUUUAACAAGUGAAAAUGAUUUUUUGCAACAAACCGCGCACGCGUGAACGUACUUAUCAGUGCAUAAAAAGUAAAAUAAAAUAAAAGUAAAAUGAAGAACAAAGUAAGUAAAAUAAUA